GUUCCCCCCUCUCUCUCUCCCUGUCUAUCUGUCUCCACCCAACCCCCAGCGCCUCCACGCAGCAGUGGGGUGUUUCGCACAAAACGGAACCGGCGCAGAAGGUGAGUAUAGGAGGCGCGAGAUGGCUUCAAGUGAAGGAAAGCAGGAUCUCAGGUUCGCGGACUGGAUGGCCAGUUUGCCGGAGCACAUGCACAACACGCCCCUCACGAAUCUGGCCAUACCGGGCUCCCACGACUCCUUCAGCUUCCACAUCGACGAGGCGUCGCCGGUGGGGCCCGAGCAGCCCGAGACGGUGCAGAGCUUCGUCUCCGUCUUCGGCGCCGUGGCCAAGAAGCUGAUGCGGAAGUGGCUGGCCACGCAGAGCAUGGACUUUGCCCGGCAGCUGGAGGCCGGCGUGCGCUUCUUCGACCUGCGCAUCUCCACCAAGCCCCGCGACCCCGACGGCAGGCUCUACUUCGCGCACGGCCUCUACAGCGCCACCGUCAGGGAGGGCCUGGAGCAGAUCGCCGGCUUCCUGGCUGGCCACGCCCGCGAGGCCGUCUUCCUGGACUUCAACCACUUCUACGGCGUGCAGAACGCGCACCACGAGAGCCUGGUGGCCAUGCUGCGCGAGGUGUUCGGCGACCGCCUCUGCCCCGCCCUCUUCGCCCAGGAGGUGACGCUCAAGUACCUGUGGGAGAGGGAGUACCAGGUGCUGGUCUUCUACCACAACCCCGUGGCGCUGGAGGUGCCCUUCCUGUGGCCCGGCCAGAUGAUGCCCGCCCCCUGGGCCAACACCACCGACCCAGAGAAGCUGGUCCAGUUCCUCCAGGCCUCCGUGGCCGACCGACGGAGGCAGGGCAACUUCUUUGUGUCCCAGAUGGUCCUCACCCCCAAAGCCAGCACCGUCAUGAAGGGCAUGGCCAGCGGGCUGAGGGAGACCAUCACCGAGAGGGCGUUGCCAGGGAUGAUGCAGUGGGUGAAGGCUCAGAGGCCGGGGGAGAGCGGCAUCAACAUCGUGACGGCGGACUUUGUGGAGCUUGGCGAUUUUAUCGGCACUGUCAUCGCGCUCAACUACCUGCUGGAGGAGGAGGAGGAGGACAGCGCCUCCUGGAGGGAGCGCCCUCGCCUGCCGUCCAACGCGUCCAACUGAGGAGCCCCCACGGGCACGCUCUUCACUCGAGAGAAAGAGAGAGAGUGACAUAAUGCAUAUAUCCAUGCGUUAUGUCACUCUGCACACUACCUGCAGUCUGAGAUUUAACAAUAAAUCUGCACACUACCUGCAGUCUGAGAUUUUACAACAGGUCUGUACACUACCUGCAGUCUGAGAUUUUACAAUAGGUCUGCACACUACCUGUAGUCUGUGAUUUACAUGCUACCUGUAGUCUGAUAUUUAACAAUACACCUGCACACUACCUACAGUCUGAGAUUUUACAACAGGUCUGUGCACUACCUGCAGUCUGAGAUUUUACAAUAGGUCUGCACACUACCUGUAGUAUGAGAUUUUACAAUAAAUCUACACACUACCUGUAGUCUGAGAUUUUACAGUAAAUCUACACACUACCUGUAGUCUGAGAUUUUAUAAGAACACACGAAAUUCCAGCUUCCUGGCUCUGGGCUCCUGACUUCCUCUUUCUUGUUUUUUUCUUUGAGACCAAAGGUUUCUGUGUUUUUCUAUCCAGCCACUAACAUGAAGGGUGCUCUCUCUCUCUCUCUC
This is a messenger RNA of Anguilla rostrata (American eel), 1696 nucleotides long. Its product is annotated as PI-PLC X domain-containing protein 3-like. The transcript is spliced from 3 exons. Gene Ontology annotation, molecular function: phosphoric diester hydrolase activity. NCBI's taxonomy places the organism in Eukaryota, Metazoa, Chordata, Actinopteri, Anguilliformes, Anguillidae. The record is from RefSeq and is a predicted model, not a curated record. Bases 122 to 1132 code for a protein of 336 amino acids. Gene Ontology annotation, biological process: lipid metabolic process. Gene Ontology annotation, cellular component: synapse.